AUGAUGCUCAAACUCUUUUUAAUGUUUAUUUGCUGCACACAACUAUGCAAAUCAUUCCACAUUACUCCGAUGAGUUACUCGGUUCUUUCCGAAAAUACUGAAAGUGUUCUCGAUCUUUCUGGAAGAGUUCAUGAGAAAAGAUUUUAUCUCCAUAUUUCAAACGACGCAUCCCCAUUCUUCAUGUAUGUGACACCAUGUGGAGCUGCUGUUCACUGGCAACUUUUCUCGGUUGAGAAAGAAAUGACACUGACGGAAGAAUUCGGAAUUGUUUCCGAUAUUUCGAAUUCUUUGGAACAAUCUGAAAACUUCCGUCUGAUUGCUGGCGAAGAAGAUAAGAAACGAAUGACUUUCUUCGCCCAUCGGCUACCAAGAAAAGUGAUUCUGACUAUUCGUACAUCUUCAUCAUCUGCAUCUGCUCGAGUCUUCUUCUCUCCAUCACUCUUCCGUCUCGAAGAUCAAUAUCCACCCCUUCCACAUGAUACACGUCUUGCCACGAAUACACUCAACGACAAUUCAUAUUCACGAAGAGACGAAGUUUCAACUCAAAUUAAUUGGAAGAUUUCCCCUCAAGUGAGAAAUGCUGAACCAGGACGUUACCGUAUCUGCACUAUCGUUUCUCGUCAAGACCCAGAAUUCGCUGGAAUGUGUGACCACGUGGAAGAAGGUGUGGAGACUGUGAAAUGUGUUCCACAAACGAAUAACUCGGUGGUUAUUGGACAUUUGAGAAGAGACCGAACAUACUAUGUGACUGUAUUCGUAAGAGAUCAUAAGAGAGGAACAUCAUCUGCAUAUGAAGUUCAAACGAUUCAUAUAUCUCCAUUAACUGAAAUUGUCUCUCAUCGAAAAGUCACUAGAAAUGUUCCGAGAAAACAAAAGAAAUCAGCUCCAAGAGUGUUAACUGAUGGACAAUUGGAACAAGUUGAAUUGGAACCAAAGAAGGGAACUUUCGUCAAUUUAAAGUUCUUUGUCAAUACAAUUCCAGAAGGAAAUGCGACACAAUCAGCAAUGCUCAUUGUGCACGCUUGCGAUGGACUCGUACGUAUCAAUUUGUUUCGGAACGGAAAGAUUUUGAAGAGAACUGAUUCCUUCUCCGGAUUCAGAAGAUUUGUUGUCACAAAUAUUCGAAGUGGACAUCUUCGAUUCCAAAUUGUAAAUGAUGAUGGGAGCUCGAAAACAAUCAGAGUUUGGGCAAGCACUGACUUCGAAACGUCUCCGUAUCCAAACCUUCCAGACGACACGAGUGUGAAAAUUGUUGAUCGAAGUUGUUCUUCUGCUUCAAUUCAAUGGAUUCGAGCUCACGACAGUCACGUCAAAUACUGCGUUUACAAAAGAAAAGAAAACUCGAAUUUCUUGGAACAACUCGUCAGUUUGGCUGACAAUCUUUGCGAAGGGGGUCUUUCUUCUUCAACUCUCGUUGGAUGCUACACUCACUCCCCAAUUAUAACUCAUGCUGAUUCUCAAUCUUUGAUCGAAACAACAAUUGAAAAUCUUCAUCCAGCAAGUACUUAUCGAUUAGAUCUUCUGGCAAUCCCAUUGGAUAGACCCAAUGCUCAAGCACUUCCAUAUAGAACAAUUUGGGUCAGAACGAAUCGAUUUUGCGGAAUUCACGAAUAG
Caenorhabditis remanei is the source of this 1614-nucleotide messenger RNA. RefSeq lists its product as uncharacterized. Lineage: Eukaryota; Metazoa; Nematoda; Chromadorea; Rhabditida; Rhabditidae. Bases 1 to 1614 code for a protein of 537 amino acids. The transcript has 7 exons. The record is from RefSeq and is a predicted model, not a curated record.